CCCUAGUCUGGGAGUGCGCUAUGUCAGACUUUGCACUGCUCUCGUUCGAGAGAUCUCAGUAGCCUAUUGCUUAGAAAUACCACUUAUGCGUUGAUCUCUUUCAGCUGACCGAGCAUCGCAGGAGAGGGAGCUUCUGAGAGACUUGGAGAGAGAGGGAAACGCGAGUGAGCCGGCUGGCAAAGCAAGUAAGCUGCAUAGCUCGCAAGCAUGGCUGCGAAGAACAUCCUUCGCAGAGCAGUGCUCUAUGUCCCUGGCUCCUCACAGCGCUUCAUUGACAAAUCCCGGACCCUCACCGCCGACUGCAUCGCCUAUGACCUCGAAGACAGCGUCACCCCAGCGAAGAAGGCCGAAGCCCGCACCCUGGUCCGCAAGGCCCUGGACCAAGACUCACCUCCAAACAUAAAAGAGCGGGCGGUGCGGAUAAACAGCGUCGGCAGCGGGCUGGCACUCGGGGAUCUGGAGGAAGUGGUCAAGUCGCCGAACCUGACGACCCUGGUCGUGCCCAAGGUGGAGAGCGCGAGCGACUUGACCUUUAUCAGCGACGUGCUCGCGCACUCGCGCUCGAGGGACCAUCUCCAGGAGAAGGGCCAGAUAGGGGUGCUGGCUCUGAUCGAGUCGGCCAAGUCGCUGCUCAACUUGCCCGAGAUCUGCCGCGCGGCGCCGCACCUGCUGCAGGGCCUGGUGUUCGCGGCCGAGGACUUUGCGCUGGACAUGAGCAUCACGCGCACGCCCUCGCUCAACGAGUUUAUCUACGCCCGCCAACUGAUCGCCACCGCGGCGCGAGCGCAUAACCUCCCGUCUACACUCGACCUGGUCGCGACGGCCUUCCGGGGUGAGGGCGACGAGGAGGCUCUCGUCCGCGAAUGCGAGGAGGGCAAGCGCAUGGGCUAUAACGGGAAACAAUGCAUCCACCCGUCCCAGGUGGCCACCGUGCAGAGGAUCUUCUCCCCAAGCGACAAGGAGGUCGAGUGGGCGGUCAGGAUUGUCAUUGCGCAGAAGAGGGCCGAAGAGAUGGGCAAGGGCGCCUGGAGUCUGGACGGCAAAAUGAUCGACAAGCCCGUCGAGGGCAAGGCCGAGCGAAUCGUCGAGAAGGCCGCGUUGUGUGGCAUGGAUGUGAAGGGGCUGAAGGAGAAGUGGAAGGAUCAGAUGCCCGAAUAAGAUGUGUCUAUAGCGGAGGUUAAUCGAGACAGCGGAAGGAAAGGGAGAUCUAUGGCUUUUUAUAUUUUGGACAAAAACACUUUUGGGGGGCUGUGCCUGAACAGGUCCUCUUCCGCUGUGCUC
Molecule: messenger RNA, 1281 nt
Organism: Cladophialophora immunda
Lineage: Eukaryota; Fungi; Ascomycota; Eurotiomycetes; Chaetothyriales; Herpotrichiellaceae
Exons: 2
Coding region: 208-1158 (316 amino acids)
Biological process (GO): oxaloacetate metabolic process
Molecular function (GO): catalytic activity; magnesium ion binding
Source: RefSeq, a predicted model, not a curated record